Messenger RNA from Aspergillus melleus, 870 nucleotides. RefSeq lists its product as uncharacterized. The coding region runs from base 1 to 870 and encodes 289 amino acids. The record is from RefSeq and is a predicted model, not a curated record. Lineage: Eukaryota; Fungi; Ascomycota; Eurotiomycetes; Eurotiales; Aspergillaceae. The transcript has a single exon.
AUGAGCCGCCCGCAUUCGUUCCUCGAUGCCCACGACUGGCCACUUCCUCCGGGGCGUCGCGAAAGUACCGUCUCGUCGUCCACCCAGUCCUCGGGAACUCUGAGCUUUACGUCCAAUCCUCCUUUCCCUCCGCCUAGUCCGGUCACCUCGUCGCCGGGAUCCCGGUCGAGGCAGCCGUCGUGUCAUUCUUUAUAUGAUGAGGUGGUUCGGCUGCCGUUUAGCCCUGCGGUGACUAUGUAUGUUUUGCCACAUUAUCUUGGAUAUCUGGUUGGUGUCUCAUAUAGCUCUGCUUAUAGUUCGUUUGUGCGACACAACAAAGUCUUUCGACUCCGAUAUCAAUAUGUCGACAUCCGCAAAGACUCGGGGGGCAGCUUGAAGUCGUUGGAGCUGGGCGGGGGUGUUGGCCAGCAAACUCCUUUCGUUCAUACCUGUGAGUGCAUCCUACCGAAGUAUUUUGGGAGUCACCAACUAACCGAUCAUCCCAUAGUUCACACGACGAGACUACCUGUCCCUCAUCUCGAACACCCCAAGCUACCAAACGAAGCAUCCCUUCGAAUAUCAUUUCUAGAAGAACAGACCGUUCAGACAGCACACACCGUUUUCAUGACCCAAAUAUCGUAUAUCUUCGAAGACUGGAACGGUAAGAGGAAUCCGGCCUUUACAGCGCCCCGUGCUAAUCUCCAGCACAGACUGCGUUCAGUUUCAAGAACUGAUCCUGGCAUCGAGGCUGGUCUUCAUUGCCGGGAUUGCAGAGGCAAAAUCCAAGGGCCGCGGGGAGGAAUGUAUCAGUCAGAAUUUACGCAUUUUGCAAGGACCGAAUGGCAAGCAGGUGAUAUUGCUGUUUGCCAAUUCGCAACGAAAGGAAUUUAA